GGUCAGGAGGGUGCUUGUUGCGGUGUCUCCUCCAUAUCGUCCUACACCGGUCCGUGCUGCAGCAUCUAACGCCCUUUUCUGACUUAUAACUAUACAGAAAGCCCCAACAACAGUUAUACUCGCACCUGCUGCCACACUGUUACUACCAUGUUCCUGGAUCAUUAAUGGAGACUGUAUGAUUCUGAAGAGAUACAGGUGGCUGUACAAUACAAGACAAGACAGUUGUGCAAUGCAAAACAAUUGAAAAUGGCAGUACCUCCAGCAUAUGCAGACCUUGGAAAAUCAGCAAGGGACAUCUUCAAUAAGGGAUAUGGUUUUGGACUGGUCAAGCUGGAUGUGAAGACAAAGUCUUCAAGUGGAGUGGAGUUUAAAACAUCUGGCUCAUCUAAUGUUGACACCAGCAAGGUCACUGGAACCCUGGAGACCAAGUACAAGUGGUCUGAGUAUGGCCUGACGUUCACAGAGAAGUGGACAACAGAAAACACACUAGGAACAGAAAUUUGCAUCGAGGAUCAGAUCACCAAGGGGCUGAAACUUACCUUUGACACUACGUUUUCACCAAAUACUGGCAAGAAGAGCGGCAAGGUCAAGACAGCUUAUAAAAGGGAGUACCUUAACGUCGGUGUUGAUGUAGAUUUAGAUUUCGCUGGUCCUACGAUCCAUGGAGCAGCAGUGGCUGGUUAUGAGGGCUGGCUGGCCGGCUACCAGAUGACUUUUGACUCAGCCAAAUCUAAGAUGUCACAGAGCAACUUUGCUGUUGGCUACAAGACUGGAGACUUCCAGCUUCACACCAAUGUAAAUGAUGGUGCAGAGUUUGGUGGCUCUAUCUACCAAAAGGUAAACGACAACCUGGAGACCGCUGUGAAUCUCGCCUGGACAGCAGGCAACAAUAGCACUCGCUUUGGAAUUGCUGCUAAAUACCAGUUAGACUCCAGUGCCUCCAUAUCAGCAAAGGUCAAUAACGCAAGCUUGGUGGGAAUUGGAUACACCCAAACUCUGCGGCCUGGUAUGAAACUAAUCCUCUCUGCACUUGUGGAUGGAAAGAACAUCAAUGCUGGCGGUCACAAACUUGGUCUGGGCUUGGAGCUGGAGGCAUGAGGAUCUGCCCUCCGAUUUUGUUAGAGAAGGAGGAACAUUAGAAGAAUCUGACCCAGAGUGCUCAUGUCUGGCCAGGAACAUAACUUUAAAGAUGAUGAAAAAGCCAAAAAAUUGAUUCCCAUCUUCUGAGCAGUGCUAGGAUGUAAACCUUUCCACCAGCCUCUUGGUUGCAGUUCUAAAAAUCUGAUGAUGUAUCAACCUUCUAUUUAUGAGCCAGUCACCUCUUCUGUCAGUUUAUCCCAAUAGUGAUAGAAAACCCUCCUCUGGGUGCAUUUUAUCUGGGGAUUGUUUAAGAAAACUGAGGCUUAUUACUUUGCUGAAGUGUGAUAUUGUAGAAUGUAAAACUGAGCUGUUAUUUUGCACAAUAGAACAUACACUUAUUUAAGCGCUUUAUCCUUUAUUUGCACAUUUUAUGUAUAUUUGGUAGUUACUUUACCAUAAUAUGUAAAUCAAGACUGAAGCCGAUGUAUUGGCUUAUCUUCCCCUAUCUUUCCAUAGAGGCUUAAUUAUGCUUUGUGAAGACUUUGAGACCUCAGCUCCCGUAAAUACCUGCUUUGAAGUUGCGAGACAACACUAAAUGGAUUCUCUUUUCCUCAGUGUGACUUGAGUGAAAGAACAUCUGAGUAAAUUAUCUAUUUUGUUCCCAUUUUUGAGGACUGUGACACUAAUUAGGAAGGGGUUUGUGUGUUGGAGAGUGUCUAACUUUGCAAUAAAGUCCUUAAAUCUA
This is a messenger RNA of Cheilinus undulatus (humphead wrasse), 1825 nucleotides long. Its product is annotated as voltage-dependent anion-selective channel protein 2-like. Bases 247 to 1098 code for a protein of 283 amino acids. The transcript is spliced from 11 exons. Lineage: Eukaryota; Metazoa; Chordata; Actinopteri; Labriformes; Labridae. The record is from RefSeq and is a predicted model, not a curated record. Gene Ontology annotation, biological process: monoatomic anion transmembrane transport. Gene Ontology annotation, molecular function: voltage-gated monoatomic anion channel activity. Gene Ontology annotation, cellular component: mitochondrial outer membrane.